CAGUGUUCGACGCGACCUUGAAAGGCGCGGUUCAUUGCAUUCCAAGCCGAUGGUCCCGUUCCUUCUCCUGUUUUUGGUGGUUUCGGCGUCCGGUUCCAGGUUGGACGAUUGUACAAACAGCUGUACGGCUUCACCAAAACAGGAUGCCUGUUCACAAGGAUGUUAUUAUGCAUACGCAUUAACUCACGCGCCCGAAGACCCAAAACUUCGCCCCACGUGCAAGAAAUCUUGUGAGGAUAACUACACAGGAGAGGAUGAAAAAGCUUGCGAAACUGGUUGCGAGCAGUUCGAAACCACUGAUGGUUCGUUUGGUGCAUUUGGCCUCAUGAAUGUUUUCCGUGACUUUGUGUCACAAAUGUUAUCCGGCAAACCGGAUGAUACCGCCAACGCCAACACCGAAUUAAACUCGGAACCGGUAGUUGUGUCGCGAAUUCGGAUUUUCAUACCUAUCGAGGAAGGAGAUUCGACCGCGGAGGACGUUCUUCCACAUGCGCCAGUCCAACCGAAUGAAAAGGCAGGGUCACAAUCUGAUCAAGUGCCACAUCACAUGAUGUUCGCUCAUCAAGCUCCCGUUAAUUCGAACUCGCUCGUGCUGUGUGUACGUCGCCGUUACGGUACUUCACGUGGCUACCGAUAUGCUCCACUGCCAACUUAUGCAGAAGCUACCAACAUCAAGGUUGCAAUCGUUGGUGAUACUGAUGAACUGAAGCAACCACUGAAACAAGAGGAUGCUUGAUUUUUUGGAUUGAUACCACAGCCGGAGUUCCCGAAGUAACCCUGCUUAGUUUGGCCCCUCUUGAUGCUACUCGUUGUUGCUGUGCCCCUUUUGGAAUACGUUCCUCAUUUUUUUCCACAGACGUCGGUGUGCUGUGACGCGAUUAUUUUGAUGCUUUUGGUCCUCUUUGACGCUCCUGUUUGGAACGUGACCAGUGUGAUAAUGCGCGUUGUCAUUCAAGCGCAGGCACCCAUUCUCUCAAUGGGUGCCCAACACCUCUCGCUUUUGUUUCAUUGCCUGUUUUCCUUUCGUUUGUAUUUCACUUUUGCUGAGGGCUUCUUUGUUAACUCAAUAUACGCAGCACAGAUUGUGCAGUAUUGCCUUUUUUGAGUUCGAA
Messenger RNA from Opisthorchis viverrini, 1112 nucleotides. RefSeq lists its product as hypothetical. NCBI's taxonomy places the organism in Eukaryota, Metazoa, Platyhelminthes, Trematoda, Opisthorchiida, Opisthorchiidae. The transcript has 7 exons. The record is from RefSeq and is a predicted model, not a curated record. The coding region runs from base 50 to 736 and encodes 228 amino acids.